AUGUUCUUCGCUUAUAUUCAGCUUAUGGGUGAGCUUGUUAUUGUGUCGCGUCGCAACGGGGUCGAUACUGCUCUUUUCGAAGGUGAUUCACUCCUGAAGAAACACCAUCGAAUGAAUGCCGCCGGCACAUGCUCAAAGCUGAGCCCAUUCAUAAGAGUCGGCGCCGGAGUUGUUGCGAGCAACAUGAACAUACUCGAUCAAUUUGGCGCGACGACUUGCACCAUGCGUCACCACCCAGCAAGUCAUAAGCUAACAAGAGUAAUCGUUGUUAACGGCACCCUCCUCGUCCCUCGCAAGCUCGAUCGCAGAGAUCGUGUCAACGAUAAUGGACUUCCCAUCUGUAAGGAUGCAACAAUGAGUAUAGUGAGGUUCUACAGUGAUUUCGAACGGAUGUGGCCUUCACUUAGUCGUCGAAACCUGUUGUGCAAGGAUGUCUUGCUAAGACCGUUGUGGUGCAUUAGUCAGAUGAUGCCAAUACGCCUGUACUGCCCGUGGCUCGAGAGACUAGACUCCUAG
Molecule: messenger RNA, 516 nt
Organism: Colletotrichum lupini
Lineage: Eukaryota; Fungi; Ascomycota; Sordariomycetes; Glomerellales; Glomerellaceae
Exons: 5
Coding region: 1-516 (171 amino acids)
Source: RefSeq, a predicted model, not a curated record